AAUAAAAAAUAGUUCGUGGGAGAUUUUGUUUUUAGCUUCUUACGUCAUAGUUAGACUGCUCACUAACUGCUGCCGCAGCGAAAGAAGAAGAGGCAGGAACCUGCUAAAAAUAGAGGACUUUCUCUCACGUAAAACAUGGCUGCACAAGGUUAUUAUCUGCUACUGUCUGUGUGUAUGUUGGGCUUUGUCUAUGUGGAAACAUCAUCAGACAGCCUGAGCACCUUGGACUUAUCAUUCUGCUAUGGUGGACUAGAGGUUAUCUAUCCAGAGCUGGACAUUGACAGAUGCCUUGUUAUCCCAAAGGAGGGGAACCUCCGAGAGAAACUCAGCAUAGAGUGGAGAGACCCACAGAUAUUCUACCCCGGAGCAAACAUGAACAAGACGUAUGUGUUGGUGAUGGUCGAUCCUGAUGCUCCUAGCCGCAGCAAUCCAAAAGCAGCUUAUUGGAGGCACUGGCUGGUCACUGACAUCCAGGGAGAAUCACUCAAGAAUGGGGAGGUGCAUGGAACCACCCUCACAGACUACCAUCCACCCACCCCAUCCCCGAUGACUGGUUUUCAUCGCUAUCAGUUUAUGGUCUUUGAGCAGCCUUCAGAUGUGAUGGUGUCCCUCACUGAUGAGGAGAAAUCUUCACGUGCGAGUUGGAAUCUUCAGGUCUUUGUCACCAGGUUCAACUUUGGAAGUCCUGUGGCUGCUCUGCAGUAUCUCACACAACACUACAAAGACUGAAACACCCAAAGAUGUCAAAGAUGAAAUGUGCCUUUUUAAUAAUGCCAAAUAAUCUCCUCUCUUCUGUACAAUACCAGUAAAGCAACAACAGUUCUUCAAAGCUUACUAUAAACCAUGCCUUCUUGCCCUUUAUCUUAUCACUAGAGUUAGAGUUUGUGUUAAACCAGCUGCCAGGGUCUGAUGCUGCCCCUGUGUCUGUCACAUGGUCCCCAGGGAGCAGAUUGGGAGUUAGAUUUUGACCUCACAGGGGGAUUUUCUUAUUAGUUUCCAAACACCAUUAACUAGAAAGGAAGACAGUCUGAUAUCACAAAUUCAGUGUGGAAAGAGUUGAUUCUAAAUCAGGGGCGGAAACAACGUCAGGGCCAAAAAAAGGAAGUGGGAGGUGAAACCAAGACCGCAACACAGCCGGAUGCUGCAGUGGAACUUGAACCAAAAUACUCUUCAGAGUGACAGAAGGGGGAGGGGCCAAUGGGCCUGUGGUGUGUUGGGUAAAGGGAACUUACUGUUUGUGCAAUUGUUUUUCAUAUUUCCAUUGACCACUUUCACCCUGAUUGGAAACAAUGAGCUUCUUUUAGAUCAUUUAUCGAUUUUUUUUUCAGAAGUUAAAAACACUUCUGUGUAAAUGUUGUAAGUGUCCUUGAGUGUAACACUGGAGUGAUGAACCUGUUUUGAACUUUGGACAGUUGCAUAAGAUCUCCACCUGCUCAGUCUGUGGAGAAUGGUGUGUAAACUUCAACUUUUCAACCCUCUCACGAGGAGAUACUUUUCAGACUUGAUGUGUCUUUGUGCAGGGUGGGUCAGAGUACCCCCCAGGAGGCAUAUUGGUUUCUAACCAGCAACUCUCCUCUGAGAGUGGUUUGUAUCAAUAGCCCAGAUGUCUGAAAAAGGCUGGAUUUACAUCAGGGACUUUGAUGUUCUGAUGAUCAAUCUUUAGUUGCUGGUUUCAUUGACCCUAAUUUGGUGUCUCAUCAGUGGUCUAGGCUGGAGUAGGUAAUGGAGGGGUUUUUUGUUCCUUUGGUGGUUAAGCCAGCCUUGGUAAAACCGCUCAGGUGCCCUCUCCGUGAACUCUGGGAGAUCAUCGAUCACAUCGUCCUGCAUCUGCUUUGUUUGCCUGCCCGACUAAUAACAAAAAAGUAGCAAAGCAACGGGCUCCAGACAAACAAAAACAAUGCUCGUACACUCAUUCAGUCUUAGAGAUCACUGCUUCAGAACAAAAGUAAUUGUCAGUUGGAAAUAUGCUAAAUAUUGACCUGGAUUUAUCCACUUUUUUCUGAUCACAUUUUUAACCAUUGGCAAGUGGAGGAUAAUUCCACACACUCAUUGUGGAGUAUGCCAAGUGUGAGAGCAUUCUUCCAAAAAACCACCUACUUGAAUCCACCAGUACACCCUUUAGGAGCCAAAAUGUGUUCUUCCAGAUACACUGUGCAUUUUUACCUUCUUUAUAUCUUGGAGCUAUCCUGCCAAAACAGCUGUGUUUUGCCACUCACCUUCCUCGAACGUGUUUAUUUUUACUCUAAAUGUCAGGAGAGUUGAAAUAUUAUGAUUAAGAAAAACUGACAGCUGUAGUUCAGCGCAGCGCUGCACUUUAUUGCCUCCAAUGAAAAAAAGAUAAUAUUACUUUCUCACAUCCCUUGAUGAUAUGGCAAAGGCAUUUAAUAUUUUCUUAAUUUAUUCAAUCUCACAUUAAUUAAAAUGAAUUUGUAUAAUCAAUUCAAUCGCCUAACCGGCAGUAAGUGAUAUAAUAUGCAUGAUGUCUUGGGUCUCUCUUCAGCUGAACUGGUGCGAAAGAUUUAUUUUUUCCAAAAUGAAA
Molecule: messenger RNA, 2539 nt
Organism: Cynoglossus semilaevis (tongue sole)
Lineage: Eukaryota; Metazoa; Chordata; Actinopteri; Pleuronectiformes; Cynoglossidae
Gene: pebp4
Product: phosphatidylethanolamine binding protein 4
Exons: 7
Coding region: 136-729 (197 amino acids)
Source: RefSeq, a predicted model, not a curated record